AUGAAUCCCGAUAAGGACUGGUGUUUGCAAAGGAGCUUCUUGUAGAAACUAAUAAACACACGCUUUCUUUCACAUUUCUUCAUUCCAUCGCACCAAAACAACUAAAAAAAUGGCCUCCUUUCUCUAUUAUUUCUCACUUUCCUUUUAGUUCCUCUCCGUCUAUUCGUUUUCCCAAGAAAAAAAAUCCCAUCUACUUCAAAGCUUCUUACUGUCAAAAGGUUGGACCUUUAACAGUUUAAUCCCUGUUCUCUAAUUUUCGUUGGCGCUUUUCUGCUAUCCUAGCCUUUGCAAUUUGCAUGGAGUGUUGAUCUAAAGGCAAAUUCAAGUAUAUGUUAUUCGAGGUAAAUGCAUGGAUCGAAGGGAUGCUAUGGCGUUAUCGGGCUCCGCAUCUUACUAUAUUCAACAAAGAGGAAUAACUGGGUCCGGGUCCAGGUCCGGGUCCGGAACACAGACCGGAGUACAUGGAUCAACGGGCAUUCAUCCGUUAUCAAGUCCAAAUGUUCAGUACCAAUCGAGUAUUAAUGUCACUACUAUGGGAACAACCUUACCUGUAGAGCCUUUGUCGGGAAUGACCCCUCAUAGUGUCAAUGUAGGCAUGUCUCCUGCGGUGCCGCCUAGUGAGACAGUGAAACGUAAAAGAGGAAGACCUCGGAAGUAUGGACCUGAUGGAACUGUUUCGUUAGCACUGACUCCUACAUCAGCCACUCAUCCUGGAACAAUAACUCCAAUCCAAAAACGGGGAAGAGGGCGGCCGCCAGGCACCGGAAGGAAGCAACAGUUGUCUUCCCUUGGUGAAUUGCUGUCUGGUUCAGCUGGGAUGGGUUUUACUCCACAUGUCAUCACCAUUGCGAUAGGAGAAGAUAUUGCGACAAAACUGAUGUCAUUUUCACAGCAAGGGCCAAGAGAAGUAUGCAUCUUGUCAGCCAAUGGUGCCGUCUCGACCGUUACACUUCGACAACCUUCAUCGUUGGGUGGCACUGUUACAUAUGAGGGCCGAUUCGAGAUAUUAUGUUUGUCGGGCUCUUACCUGUUGACAAGCAAUAGCGGCUCUCACAAUCGAACUGGUGGUCUUAGUGUUUCUCUUGCCAGUCCUGAUGGCCGUGUCAUUGGUGGAGGUGUCGGAGGGAUGCUUAUAGCAGCAAGCCCAGUUCAGGUUAUUGUGGGGAGCUUUAUCUGGGGUGUCUCGAAGACAAAGGGCAAGAAAGGGGGAGGUCAAGAAGGUCUAAAAGACUUGGAUGAUCAGAUCGUCGACAAUGUAGUAACUCCUCCCGGCAUUUCACCAAAUCAAAAUCUGACUCCAAGUUCGGCUGCAGGCAUGUGGCCGGGGCCACGAUCGAUGGAUAUUCGCAACAAUAGCCAUGUCGACAUUGAUCUAAUGCGUGGAUGACGAUGACUCUUUUCCCUAAUAGUUUUGCGAGCAAUGUAGAUAGUUUGCUGUUGAUUAUGGGAUAUGUUCGGGGCAGCCUGAAUUUUGGCUUCGAUGAUUCUCACUUCCCAUGGCAAUGACAGAAUGGAAUUUGGUCUGAUAUUUGUAGGUUUGAUGACAGUUAGUUUGGAAAUUGUAGAACUCAUGAUUUCAACUGAUCCUUAGGCCUUUGCAUUUCAUUUUCUCUUGUUUGAACCAAAUAAAGAU
Messenger RNA from Hibiscus syriacus, 1633 nucleotides. Its product is annotated as AT-hook motif nuclear-localized protein 9-like. Bases 350 to 1387 code for a protein of 345 amino acids. The record is from RefSeq and is a predicted model, not a curated record. The transcript has 6 exons. Gene Ontology annotation, molecular function: minor groove of adenine-thymine-rich DNA binding. NCBI's taxonomy places the organism in Eukaryota, Viridiplantae, Streptophyta, Magnoliopsida, Malvales, Malvaceae.